AUCGCCUUACUCAGUCUAUUGUGAAGAAAAGAAAAAAAAAAGCUUUACUCAGUCACUGCUAUGGAUACCUGAAAUCACUAGGUGAGGCGUUUUGGCGUUGUAUGGCCCCUAGGUGUGCCUAAAUGUAAGAUUAAGCACACCUUUUUGGAACCCUGGGCAUGAGCACUGCUAAUGCUUUGCCCUUAUAUGUCUACCUCAUCUUGACUGGUUUUCACUUGAUUUGUUUUCAUGUCUAUUUGUAUUUCUUCUCUUUUGACUAUGAGAGCUUGAUCGCAAUCAGAUUGUGUUGUUGUCCUUAUUUAAUCACUAAUCAAAUGGAUACAAUAGGACUUAAAUUGGAUUCCGAUCACGUACAUAUAUUUUGUUUCAAACCCAAGUGUUUCUCGGUGAACUAAAACUUCACGUGCGUGAAUGGCGAACAACGGAGGAAUAAACAACUCGGAGGAUAGAAGGAAUACAACGAUCAUCAACAAACUCAUCCACAAUCGAGUGAACUAAAAGAGGUGGUCUGUGUGUAAUCUGCCCCAUCUGUAGAAUCAUAAGUCGAUUUGAUGGUGCUACGAAGAUAAAUCAAGGGAAGUGCAACCGAAUCUGUUGGUUUCUCAAGUGAUGGAUCAAUCUCAUUUUCUUAUGGAAAUUUUAUGAUUGUAUUUCGUAUGUUUUUAUUGUUGAAUUACUUGCUCUUCGUGAUGAUAUGAGGUGGUGUCUAAGCAUAAUAUUUGGUUGUUGCUUUUUGUGGUGACUCACAUAUGGUCAUCCGACAUGCUAUAUAGAAAGAAGCUACUCAAUUGGUGGUUGUUGUUGUUGAUGCUUGCUUAGUGACAAAAUAGUCUUUUUAAUCGAUAGUUUGGUUGCAUACGAACUACCGCGUAUAGUUGUUGUCCAUUUUAUAACUUGGUUUGUCUGCUAUGUUCGUUUUGCUUAUAUGGUAAAAAAGUGUAAGACUGCAUCUAUCAUCUAAUUAGACUCAAUAUUAUGAUCUAUAUACUUUUUAGUUUGUGAAGGGUAACAUGCGAGUAUGUGUCGACCGACCUAUCACCAAUGCCAAAGAGAAGAAUUUCGCUAAGGUGGUUCGAGUACGAAGUAAGUGAAAGGAAGCAGGCAACCAACAAUGAGUAGAGACUAGCGACUAUUGCCUACUAACUGAUGUCGGCCUUCCAUUGCCUACUAACUGAUGUUGCCUGAAUAGUACUAUUUUUGGUGAUUGUUCCAAGACGUAAGAUGGUGUUUGAGACCUCUCUUGAUCUCAAGUGACUACAGUUCAGGUUCCAUAUCCACAUAGGUAUCAUUCACCAUGACAAACAUUUAAUACGAAACGAAUAUGAGUAUUGAAGUACUUCCUCAUCCCACCCCAUCAGCAUGCUAACAAUAAAAUAAUAAGUGAGGAACAAAAUUUAAAUUUGUGUUGCAUUCCGACAUUCUUGCUUUACCAUCCGUCCCAAACUAGUAAAGCAGAAACAAAAAAAUCUCAACCCACAUCAUGGGCUGGCUCCACAUGAAAAUAAUAUAUGGUGUGGUGGUGGGUGGCAUUUCUUGUAAUAUGUAGGCCAUCUCGAGGUCACCCUCAGAACCCACUUCUUAUAAGUACACAAACACUCUGCAGUCUCUCGACACAAUUGAAUUGAAUUCCUCCUCUCCCUGAGAAGCCAAGAACUAUAGAAAGCCAUGGGUAAUUGCAUGGUUGUUGAAGAGAAAGUGGUGAAGGUGAUGAGACCAGAUGGGAAGAUCCUGGAGUACACAUCACCAACCAUAGUCCAGCAAGUCAUGUCCGAUUUCCCGGGCCAAUUCGUCUGUGAUCAUUCAUAUUCAUCACUUCAGCAGCAGCAGCAGCAGCAGAAUAUGCUGCCAGAGGCCAAGCUCGUGUGUGGUCGCUUGUAUUAUCUCGUCCCUCUGCCGCCUCCAGUACCAGCAUCACCAGAAAAACUAGUUGUCAAGCAGAAGAAGAAAGUGAGGUUUGCAGUUCCAGAAGGAGGAGAGAAAGAGAGUAGCCAGAAUAAGAAGGUAGAAGAACAUCACCAUGAUGAAUCUGAUGUUAAAGGUGGUGGAGUGAUGAGGAUAAAGCUGGUGAUCACCAAGCAGGAACUGGAGGAAUUGCUGAAGAAAGGUGGGGUUUCUGUUGGUGACAUGGUUUCUCAUCUACAGGAUCAGCAAAGAUUGGUGAAGGUUGAUGUUGGAGAAAAUGAUCAACAGCAGCAGGAGGAGGAAGAGUGGCAGAAAAAUUGGAAGCCUGUACUGGAAAGUAUACCUGAAAUUGCUUAGUACUUAAGGGGGGUAAAUAAGCUGAUGUUCUUCUGGGUUAGAUGUAAUAUGUAGAAUAGUAGUUUAUGGAGAAGAAAAAAGGGUAUAAUUUUACUGCUCCAGCACAGUGGAGACACACUCCUGGUCCUGGAAGAUGUAAAAUAGUGUCCUUGAAUGUAUUCCAGAGCUACCAAGCAAACUGUAUCCUUCAAAUCUAAAAAUAUGGAAACUCAGCAAACAAGCUUUGAUCUGCUUCUGAUCCCUACUCCAUUGAUGUUCAUUAGCUGCUCUAGCAUUAGGGGGGAAAGAUGUUGCAGAACUGGUGAUUGGACUGGUCUGUGCGAAAAUCCCCACAAGCAAAUCAGCAAGGGAAGGUGUUAAUAUAAACCCAGAAAUGCUUUUCUUUCUUCUAAGGUAAUGGCCAUUAUUACAACAAUGUUUUUCUUUGUGAAUAGAAUCAAUGAUUCCAGAGUUUACUAAUGCCAUGAGCAGUGGUAUGGGCCACUAUGGCAGUUAGUGCCGUUUCUGUUCUAAUUAAUGAAACUAGGUCCUGCACUGAUGGGAAGCAGUCAUAUGGUGGAUCUGAUCAGCGAGUAUAAUGAUGGAAACAGGAUCUACCGUGUCGGUAAUCGAGUCAAAGAAUAGAGAAUCGAUCUGAAUAUUCGAGAUUUGGGAAAACUGGUUUAAUGAUGGAAACAUGGUCUAUUAUCGUGUCGGUAAUCGAGUCAAAGAAUUGAGAAUCGAUUUGAAUAUUAAGGAUUUGAGAAAUUUUGCGAAUAGAAUUAGCAUUUGAAUGAAGAAAGCUUUGAAAAGAAGAAAAAGGGGAGGGGGAGUCCGGCUAGGGCCGAAGGAGAAAGAGACGAGAAGGAGGGGGAAAGGGGAUCGGUCGAAUAGAGUAGAGAAGAGAGGAGAGAGAGAUUAGGUUUCACGAUUUCUGAUUUUGGUUAAACUUACUAAUUCAAUCCACAAUUUACGAAUCGAUAAGUUUAACCAGAUUAUGAGUAGAUUAUGAGAAUUGGGCGAAUUAUAUGUUUCUUUUUCUACUGAAUCUCUUAAUCUACUCAUAGUUAACCAUCAAAGCUCAAAUGCCAAACACAUAACUUCCAAAAACCUCGAAAAUAAACUCAAAUAUCCACACAAAAAAUAAAACAAAAAUACCAUAAAACAUAAAUAAAAUCCAUAUAUGAAAACUGAAGGAGAGCUGAAUGACCAAUCAUGACAAAUUCAAGCAUAUAUGUUGCUCCAAACAAUGGUUAGUGCUCUCCUCUGUACAUCAACUUCCCACAAGUAGGGCUGCAAAUGAGCCAAGCUGCUCGCGAGCAACUCGGCGUUCGAAUCGGAAAAAACUCGUUCGACACUCGACUCGUUGUUUAACAAGCCAGCUCGCGAGCCGACUCGUUAGUAAACGAGCCAAGCUUGAGCUAGGCCAUGCUCGGCUUGAUAAGCUCGUGAGCUAGCUUGACUCGGUGGCUUGUUGAGCUAAGCUCGUGAGCUGGCUUGUUUAAAGCUUGUGGAAGGAUUAAUUACUCUUCUGAACAUGAAAAUUAUCUUUUUAAUAAGGAUGUGUAUGGAAGUUACAUGUUAUUUUUAGUUUCUAGUGUUCUUUUUAUUAUUUUUAAUUUCUAAUGUUCUUAUUUGUACACAUUUUUCAGCAAGAAUGGUUUCAAAUCGAGCUUUUCUUGAGCCGAGCUUGUACUCAGCUUGACAAGCUGUGUUAAUGACCAUUUAUCGAGCUCUGUCGAGCCGAGCUCGAGCUGGAUUAUUUUUAAUCGAGUCGAGCUUGAGCUCGAGCUGGAUAAUCAAAAUUCGAGUUCGAGCCGAGCUCGAGCUAAAAAAUUUAUAAACGAGCC
This is a messenger RNA of Linum trigynum, 4088 nucleotides long. NCBI's taxonomy places the organism in Eukaryota, Viridiplantae, Streptophyta, Magnoliopsida, Malpighiales, Linaceae. The record is from the annotation of a GenBank genome assembly.